Molecule: messenger RNA, 1928 nt
Organism: Ziziphus jujuba (common jujube)
Lineage: Eukaryota; Viridiplantae; Streptophyta; Magnoliopsida; Rosales; Rhamnaceae
Product: protein TIC 40, chloroplastic
Exons: 14
Coding region: 236-1516 (426 amino acids)
Biological process (GO): chloroplast organization; protein import into chloroplast stroma
Cellular component (GO): chloroplast inner membrane; chloroplast thylakoid membrane
Source: RefSeq, a predicted model, not a curated record
AGAGAAAGACAAACACCAAAGGGCUGUUGCUCUGGGUUGCACCGGCUCUGCUGCUCUCGUCAUCCUCCUCUCUCUUCUUGCUGCCGCUUCUUCUUCUUUCUUUCCUUCUUUCUUUAUUAUUAUUAUUAAUAUUCUUAUUAUUAUUAUUAUUUUUUUUUUUUUUUUUUUUUCUUCUUCGGUCUUUCAAAAUUCAAAAACCCUAAAACCCUGUGAUAAGGUUCUUGAGUUAAAAGAAAUGGUGACAAUGGCUCUGGCUCUUCCUCAUUCACUUUCUUCUCCACGUUUUCUUCAACCCCAACGGAAGCCCUCACAGGCUCCCAAUCCCACCCUCCCUCCAACUGCAACUCGAUGCUCCGCCAACAAUCGGAAUUCGUCUCCUCUUAUUUUUCUUAAACAUAGAGACUCUCGCUCCACCGUCUCCCCCUUUCAAGGGAAGUUAGUACUGCAACGUUUUGCAAGCAUUUCUUCUUCGAACAGUCAACAAACCUCUACGGUUGGUGUCAACCCACAACUUUCAGUGCCUCCCCCUCCAUCACAGAUAGGGACGCCGCUUUUCUGGAUUGGGGUUGGUGUUGGGCUUUCAGCACUAUUUUCUUGGGUUGCAACAAGAUUAAAGAACUAUGCCAUGCAACAAGCUUUUAAGACUUUGAUGGGCCAAAUGAAUACACAAAAUAAUCAAUUCAAUAAUGCUGCAUUUGCUCCGGGGUCACCCUUUCCAUUCCCAUCGUCAGCAUCAGGGCCUACUACCUCAUCUUCUCCAGCCACUUCUCAACCAUCAGUUACAGUGGAUGUGCCUGCAACAAAAGUAGAAGCUGCAACAACCACUCAUAUGAAAGAUGAAACAGAUGUAAAGAAAGAACCUAAGAAGAUUGCUUUUGUGGAUGUUUCACCAGAAGAAACUGAACAAAAGAGUCCUUUUGAGAGCAGUUUAAAGGAUGUGACUGAAACGAGUCCAUCCAAUGAUGGUCGCACAGCCCAGGAGGUCUCUCAAAAUGGAGCUGCUUUUAAGCAGUUUGCAGGUUCUUCCCAGGAGUCCCAAUCGACUGGAAAAGCUCCUGGCUUAUCAGUAGAAGCGUUGGAGAAAAUGAUGGAAGACCCAACAGUGCAAAAGAUGGUUUACCCCUAUUUGCCUGAGGAGAUGAGGAAUCCUGCUACCUUCAAAUGGAUGCUACAAAAUCCAGAAUACCGUCAACAACUUGAAGACAUGUUAAAUAAUAUGAGUGGGAGCAGUGAAUGGGACAACCGUAUGAUGGAUUCAUUGAAAAAUUUCGAUCUCAGCAGUCCAGAGGUUAAGCAGCAGUUCGACCAAAUUGGGCUUACACCUGAGGAGGUCAUAUCAAAAAUUAUGGCCAAUCCUGAAGUCGCCAUGGCAUUUCAAAACCCAAGAGUUCAAGCAGCCAUCAUGGAUUGUUCCCAGAACCCAAUGAGCAUCACAAAAUAUCAAAAUGACAAGGAGGUUAUGGAUGUUUUCAAUAAGAUAUCAGAACUCUUCCCUGGAGUGAGAGGCUCACCUUGAUCAAGGUCACUGUUAUGGAGUGCAAUACUUAAUAGUGGUCAUAUAUGAGCAGGAGGGUGAUCAAAGCUACUACAUGAACCUUCAAAACCAAACAUGCUUCCUUUAAUCGAGGUGAUGGAUAAUGUUUUCUUUGAGUCAGAUGCAUAGUGCCCCAUUGCAAAGUUGACCGACAGCUGUGUAUUAUUCUGUGGGUAGUGCCAAUAAGUUCCUUCACUCUCCAUCGCUAUGUAGUGAUGUUUGUACAUCUGGUUUAGAGGGCCUUUGUUGAUUUUGAUUUUUGGUAGCGGAAUUUAGAAUUUUAUCUAGCCAAUUAACUUAGCCGGAUGAAUGAUUGAGCUAUACAUGGUCAUAUCUUUUUAUAUAACUGUACAUUAUAUAAUUGUGGAACUUUCAGAUUUGUUCUUCGUUUUAA